Molecule: messenger RNA, 8082 nt
Organism: Harpegnathos saltator (Jerdon's jumping ant)
Lineage: Eukaryota; Metazoa; Arthropoda; Insecta; Hymenoptera; Formicidae
Gene: sdk
Product: sidekick cell adhesion molecule
Exons: 15
Coding region: 1288-7899 (2203 amino acids)
Biological process (GO): brain development; cell-cell adhesion; axon guidance
Cellular component (GO): axon; plasma membrane
Molecular function (GO): cell-cell adhesion mediator activity
Source: RefSeq, a predicted model, not a curated record
GUCGAACGUCUGCGGUGGUCAUGCGCGUAUAUGCGAUUUCAAGUUGACGCUACGCCGUGCGACGCUCGUGAGCGCGUUUGCCCGUCGAACGGUCACGGCGAAACCCGGACGGAUUCAGAGCGAAAGCGCAUUCGCGCCCGGCUUCGUCGUUCUCCUCGGCAGGACUGUGAUCGCGAAGCUGGCGAGGAAGGUGCACCGAGUCGAUAGGGUGUGCUCUACAGCAACGAGACGUCCUGCCGAACUCCAGCGAGUGUCUCGACGGUUGUGUGUAUCGUGUUCGCCAGGCGUUGCCAGGUGUUACCAGGUGAACGUGCAACCGUUCACGCCGCGUUACUUAGUUGCACUCACUUAUCUGUCUACAACGGGAAUCCGUCGUGCACAGGAACAGCCAGGGAAUCCCGUGUCAGCGUUGGAAUUCUGUCUGGAUCUUCCUCGCGGACUCAACCGCUUGAACUUCAGCGGAGACGCGAACACCGACGACGUUGACGACGACGAUCGAGUGCAGUUGAUUACGAGAGUGACCGCGAAGUUAGCCGCGAGUGAACUUGAAGUUGAUCGCGGGUCAAAUCGCGUCGACGUUCGCGAGUGAUCUCAAGUGAUCUCGCGCUAAGUGACCGCCCGUUCGGUGAUCGAGCGAGGAUCGCCGCGGAGAGACGGGGAAGUAGAGGAAGAAGGAGAACGAGAAGGAAAAAGACCGAGGAAACGGAGCCGGUCCGCCGGACGAUCUCCGUCUCAAUCGAUCGAUAGAUCCCCGUUCCCCGGCAUUUCCGCGAAUCCUCGCUGCGCGCGUCGAAGCGCGGAGAACACGCGACGACAACACAGAGACGCGCGUCGCGUGCGCUUCUGCAGUCACGACGGAUGAGGAUGCGCGCGUCGGCCAGGGAGCGGAUUCGGAGCGAUUUUUGAAGCAUCAACGAAGGGGAAAACCAGGGAAAGAGCGCAAAGUGUCAGAUCGCGCGAAAGCCGCGGGUACGAGACCGAGGCGAAAGGGAGGAGUCGAGUCGCGGCAGGCAAGGAAGAGAGAGAGAGAGAGAGAGAGGGAGAGACAGAGGCCGGUAAAGAGAAAAAGAGAGUUGCAUCGCGGAAUGCACAGAGUCACGCGAGUGUUACGUGCGGGAUGAAGACGCGCGAAUCGCCGCGAUCGUAGAGCUCUCCGCGCAGAGCUCCUGCGUGGUUUCCUUGACGUACGUAGGAACGAGCGGAGAGGAAGUGGCCAGUGACGAAGGAGAGUCGGCGACGGGUGAGACGGGGAGGAGUGGUCAACGUUGCAGCGGCGAGGCGGAGAGGAUGGUGCGGUCGGCGGCCUCCGCGAGGACGCGGAGCUUUCUCGCCGGAGCUUGGCUCGUCGUAUGGACCGCCGUCAUCAGCAGUGCCUUCACUAGCGAACCGCUUCUGGAGCCGCGCUUCAUCAUCCAGCCGUCCAACAGCGGCAAUAUACUCAGUGAGAAUCGCACCAAGAUCCUGCAAUGCCAAGCGCGAGGCAAUCCACAACCAAAAUACACUUGGUUCAAAGACUGGCAGGCAGUCAGUCGGCCCAAUAUCGCGCCAGGAUCUUUCCGGAUCCAAAGUACGCGACGAAAGGACACCGGCGUUUAUCAUUGUGUCGCCACUAACGACGUCGGCUCGAUAUUCAGCGAUCGUAUAGCCUUCUCUGUAGCUUAUAUGGGAAAAUUCGACGACCUCACGGAUAGGGUGGUGACGGUCGAGUAUGGUAACGCUGCGGUGCUGGAACUACCACCGAUCGAGAGUAAUCCCAGCCCUGGGGUAUCGUGGUUCUCUUCAGACGGGACGGAGUUGUAUGGCAGAAAGUACGCUACGACGGACCACAAGCUCUUCAUAUUGGACGCCAUGAAGAGCGAUGAGGGUUCCUACAGAGCGAGAGCUUUCAAUACGCAACUGGGCAAGGAGGAGAACAGUCCCUUCUUCAAGCUGCAGGUCACCGGCGAUCCAAACGCUGAAGUGGCCCCGAGCAUAAUCGUGAAACCUCAGGACACGCUGAUAAUCAAGGAUCAGAACGCCGCACACAUGUAUUGCAUAGCGAAUGCAAGAGCGCUGCACGAACUGCGGAUUUUGUGGAUGAAGGACGGCAUACCGAUCGAGAACUCCCGAGUGGCGUACAGUUUCAACGACUCGUGGAACAGAACGCUCAUGUUGAUUUCCGCAAACAUGACUUACACGGGAACGUAUUCCUGCCACGUGGACUUGAAGAGCGGUGGUUAUCCGACUUUGAGUGCGAGCGCCGAGGUUACUGUAUACGAAAAACCGACGUUCAACACGGAACUGAAGAAAGAGACUCUGAGCGAUUACGGAUCUACAGUUACGUUAUCAUGCGACGUUGAUGGUACGCCGGUUCCGAAGAUUACUUGGUUCCGCAAUGCCGAGUCAGUCGGGAAUUUGAAAGAAAGCAGGUAUGUGAUAGAGCAGGACGGUUCGCUGACGAUCAAGAAAUUGACUAUGGAUGACUCGGGGAUGUUUCAGUGCCUCGCGUCGAACGAGGCCGGCGAAGCGUCCAGUUACACGUGGUUGAGAGCGAAAAAAGGAUUAGGGAGCGGAUUGAAAGACAGAGUUGCCCGCCGGGCAGCUGGGUACAAUAUAGUCAGAGUUCGCCAGUCUGACCGCCGUUUUAUGUUCUCUCAAUAUCCAGACACGUCCAAGCCGAUAAUGGAGAACGGGCCGCAAAAUCUGACAGUGCUGGACGGCAAGGACGCGACUCUAAGUUGCAACGCGGUAGCGGCGCCGAAACCGAAUACCACCUGGUACUAUAACGACACGAUACUCGUGGAGAUCGCCGGCAGGGUGCAGGUCUUGGAUAAUGGUGACCUUCUGAUCGCAGCGGUGAAGCCGAACGACGCGGGCAAGUACACCUGCAUCCGCGCGAACGAGGCCGGCUCUGUUAACGGAUCGGGACUCCUUACCGUCAUGGUUCGAACGCGAAUCGUUCAGCCACCUGUUGACACGUCUGUGCUACUCGGGCAGACCGCUAAAUUGCAAUGCAGUGUCGUGAACGAUCCCAGCGUCGUGUACGACAUGGCGUGGUUUCACAAUGCGCAAGUGAUAAACACGCAGGCGAGCCAGAGAGUGAAGAUGCGGCACGACGGCACUCUGGAGAUCGUCGCGGUGCGAGCCUCUGAUGUGGGCGAGUACAUGUGCUCCGUAGUGUCACCCGGCGGCAAUGAGACCCGCUCCGCUCGUCUCAGCGUGAUCGAACUGCCAUUCGCGCCAAUCAAUGUCGUGGCCACGCGAGUCGAACGGAUCUCGCCGCGCACGAUCAACGUCACCUGGGUGCCCGGCUUCGACGGUAACAGCCCCACGAAGAAAUUCACCGUCGAGAAGCGGGAAGUGUCUGACUCGGCGCCCAUAUCCGAUUCAUUGGUGAACUGGGACAUUGUGUGCAACAACGUGUCUGCGGACACCCGAUGGGUGUUGCUGAGUAAUCUGAAAGCCGCGGCGGCCUAUCAAUUUCGCGUUUACGCGGAGAACAGCGUCGGUAAGGGUAUGUCGUCGGAGCCGAGCAACAUCGUCGUCUUGCCGCAAGAACCGCCGAGCGGCCCGCCCGUCGGCUUCGUCGGCUCGGCGCGUUCGUCGUCCGAAAUAAUAACGCAAUGGCAACUACCAUUGGAGGAGUACCGGAACGGUCAUAUUCUGGGGUAUAUAUUGAGGUACAGGCUGUUUGGAUACAGCGUCAACCCCUGGAUGACGCAGAAUAUCACCAACGAAGCCCAGAGAAAUUAUCUCAUCACCGAUCUGAUCACAUGGAAGGAUUAUGAGGUGCAGAUAGCGGCGUACAACGACAAGGGAGUGGGCGUGUUUACCGACGGCUUGAAGAUAAAAACGAAAGAAGGAGUUCCGGAAGCACCCCCGACAAACGUGAAAGCGGAAGCAGUGAAUUCAACAGCAGUGAAAGUCUGGUGGAAGCCUCCCAAUCCUCAAAAGAUCAACGGUAUAAAUCAAGGAUACAAACUGCAGGCCUGGAUCGGCAAUGUCCUGACGGAAGCAACAGAGUACAAGUCGAUGACCGUACCGCCAAGCCUGUUCGAUCCGCUCGCGGAGCAGAGCGCUGUUAUGACAGGCUUGAGAAAGUACACUUCGUACAAUAUCACAGUGUUGUGCUUCACCGAUCCGGGUGACGGCGAAAGAAGCCUGCCCGUCGAGGUUCGCACUCGCGAAGACGUGCCUGAAGAAGUAGAGAAUCUGCAAUUCGAUGACAUCAGCGACCGCGCAUUGACGGUCAAGUGGGGUCCACCUAAAGAAACCAACGGGAUACUCACGCACUACCAGCUCAAGUAUAUGAUCAAGGAAAUCCCGGAUUCCUUGCAGGUGAAGAACUUCACGGCCGAUGUAUUAUCUACCAAGGUGGAGCACCUGCAAGCAAUGACCCAUUAUAAAUUCGAAGUAGCCGCGUGGACGUCAGUCGGGCCUGGAAAGGCAAAAGUCGCGGUCAUCCAGUCGGGUAUAGAGCCAGUGCUGCCGGAACCACCGACGAAAUUGGCAUUGUCCAACAUUGACGCGUUCUCCGUUGUACUGCAGUUCACACCCGGCUUCGACGGCAACUCGUCCAUCACGAAGUGGACGGUUCAGGCGCAAACGGCACGAAAUUCGACGUGGUACAACAUCUACGAAGUGUCGGACCCCGAUGCGUGUACCGUCACCGUCGACGGACUCACUCCCUUCACGCAGUACAAACUUCGUCUGAUCGCGAACAAUGUGGUCGGCGCGUCGCAGCCGUCCGAGCCGACGAAGGAGUUUCAGACAAUUCAGGCACCACCGUCCCACCCGCCGAAGAACGUCACGGUGCGCGCAAUGAGCGCUACCGAGUUGCGCGUCAGGUGGAUCCCGCUACAGCAGGUGGAAUGGUACGGUAAUCCGCGUGGCUACAACGUCACGUACAAGGAGGUGCGGACGAACCUGUCCAAGAGCAUCACUAUCGAGGACCACACAGCGAACUCGUACGUCUUAGAGAAUAUGGAGGAAUUCGCCGAUUAUGAGAUUGUGAUGCAAGCCUUCAACGACGUCGGCUCUUCGACGACGAGUCCCAAAGCCGUGGAACGAACUCGCGAAUCGGUUCCUUCCCUUGGGCCGGCUAAUGUAGAAGCAAACGCGACGUCGUCCACGACCAUCGUGGUGCGUUGGGGCGACGUGCCUGUGGAACACCAGAACGGACAGAUCGACGGGUUCAAGGUCUAUUACGGAGCGAAUUCUAGAUCGCCGUUUCAGUACAAGAAUAUCCCCAGCAACACUACCUUCACCACCACCUUGACCGAGUUGCGAAAAUUCGUUCAGUAUCAUGUGCAGGUCCUAGCCUACACGAGACUCGGUGACGGGGCUCUCAGCGUCCCGCCCGUGAGAGUCCAGACUUUCGAGGACGCUCCCGGCCCACCGUCCAACGUAUCUUUCCCCGACGUGAGUUUCACCACCGCUCGCAUCAUCUGGGACACACCGGAGGAUCCCAACGGCGAGAUCUUCGCGUAUAAGGUCGUGUUUCACUUGAACAGCAAUCAAGACCGCCAGUUCUCGAAGGAGUUCCCCGCGUCGGACAGAACGUUCACUGCCACCGGUCUCGAGCCGGAGAAGUAUUACAUGUUUUCCGUAACGGCACAGACGAGACUCGGUUGGGGCAAGACUGCGUACGCACUCGUGUUCACCACGAACAACCGGGAACGUCCGCAAGCGCCGUCGAUGCCGCAGGUGAGCAAGUCGCAGGUCCAGAGUCGCCAGAUCACGUUCAGCUGGACGCCAGGCAGAGACGGUUUCGCACCGUUGAGGUAUUAUACGGUGCAACAGUCCGAAAACUCGGGGCCAUUCCAAACCAUCCCCGAGAGAGUGGAGCCUACCUUAACGUCCUACACAGCUAACAAUCUCAAGCCCUACACGCUCUAUCAGUUUCGUAUUCAAGCCACCAACGAUAUAGGCCCGUCCGAGUGGAGCACCGAGACCGACCAGGUGCAGACUCUGCCGGCAGCACCGUCUAAAGGUGUCACCGGUCUGAAAGUGGUGCCGAUUACGACAUCCAGCGUCGAGGUCCACUGGAACAUGAUCGACCAGAUGUACUGGAGCGGCGAUCACGAGACAGGUGGUUAUCGUGUCGUUUAUCAGCCGGUCUCGGACUUCCCGACGGCGCUCCAAACCACAUCGAAAGAAGAGAUUCUAGGAAUCAAGAAGACCAAGAUGGUCCUCAGCGAUUUAACAAAAGAUAGAUAUUACGAGAUCAUAGUGCUGCCUUUUAACUCGGAAGGCGAAGGUCCACUGAGUCCGCCGGUCACCGUGUAUGUAGGCGAGGCGGUUCCCACAGGAGAGCCUCAGCAUCUGAAAGCCGACCCCAUCUCUUCCACGGAGGUCCACCUGCGGUGGAAGCCGCCCCAAGCUAACAUGCAGAACGGGGACUUAUUGGGAUACAAGAUUUUCUACCUGGUAACCGAUUCACCUCAGCAGUUGGAGAAGAAACAGGAGGAGGAGAUCGAGGUUGUCCCGGCAUCCUGUCUAGCGCACAGUUUAGUUUUCCUCGACAAGUACACGGAAUACCGUAUACAAGUCUUGGCGUUUAACCCGGCCGGAGACGGCCCACGGUCACGGCCGAUCACCGUGAGGACGAAACAGGACAUCCCCGGGCCGCCGUAUAAUCUGCAGUUCACGGAGAUCACCAUGACGAGCUUGCGCGUAUCCUGGGAGCCGCCCAAGUUGCGCAACGGCGAGAUUAUCGGCUACAUCGUCACGUAUGAGACGGCGGAGCAAAAUGAUCGUUUCAGCAAGCAAGUGAAGCAGAAGGUGAACGAGACGAGUCUGCUGAUCCAGCCGUUGGAGGAGGAAGUGACGUACACGUUCACGGUACGCGCGCAAACGAUCGACUUUGGGCCGCCGAUAUCUGGGAACGUCACGACUGGUCCGCAGAAAGGCUCGCCGAUGGCACCUAGCAAACUUAGCGUCAGCAAGACCGUCUCCAGCGUGGAACUGCAGUGGACGAACGGGGCGUCCGGGAAGGGUCCUAUAUUGGGCUAUUACAUCGAGACGCGUCGCAAAGAUGACUCGCGUUGGCAGACGAUAGUCCGCAGCAGCAAUGGGCCGCUGAUGGAGUACACUGUGUCUUAUCAAAACUUACUGCCGUCCACGUCGUACCUAUUUAGAGUGAUAUCGUACAAUCGUUACGGAAUCAGUUACCCGGCAUAUUCCACCGAAACGAUUUUAACGCCGUCGAAAUUGUACCUGGAAUAUGCAUACCUGCAACAUAGGCCGUUUUACAGGCAAACCUGGUUCAUGGUUACUUUAGCCGCCACGUCAAUUAUAAUCAUCAUCACGGUAAUAGCGGUGUUGUGUGUGAAGAGCAAAAGCUACAAGUACAAACAAAAGGCACAGAAGACUCUCGAGGAAUCGAUGGCGAUGGACGGGGACGAUAGACAGGAGUCGGACCUGGAGCUGUACAGAUCGCGUCAGGGUGGCAGCUGUGCUGUCAACAUGAGCAGCGGCACUCUAGGCAAGAGAAGCACGUUGGCUCGCAAAGCUAUUCCGCCGCCUCCCGCGAUGCUGGGAAAAUCACCGCCCAGGCCAUCUCCUGCGUCUGUCGCCUACCACAGUGACGAGGAGAGUCUCAAAGGAUACGACGAGAAUCCCGAUGACAGCAGCGUCACGGAGAAACCCUCCGAAAUUAGUUCCACCGACUCUCAGGGUUCCGAAAGCGAGAACGAGAGUGUACAGUCCGAUCCACAUUCCUUUGUGAAUCAUUACGCGAACGUGAACGACUCGUUGCGGCAGUCGUGGAAGCGGCAGAAACCUGUCCGGAAUUACUCGUCGUACACCGAUUCCGAGCCAGAAGGCAGCGCGGUCGUCAGUCUGAACGGUGGCCAGAUUAUUAUGAACAAUAUGGCGAGAUCAAGAGCGCCGCUGCCUGGCUUCUCGUCGUUUGUGUAAUUAAACGAGUUAUUAACAGUUAAUUAUUAAGAUAAGAAGAAACACUUUUUUUUUUUAGUGGAAAGUUUUAUAGAACUUCUCAGCGAGGGUCUUCUCUCUAUUUCUCCCUCGAUCUGUCAAUAUCAAAACUAUCGCCUCGACGAUCUCACUUCGAGUGGCAGUGUAUUUUUUUUCCAUAUAUGA